Messenger RNA from Coregonus sp. 'balchen', 20633 nucleotides. The record is from the annotation of a GenBank genome assembly. NCBI's taxonomy places the organism in Eukaryota, Metazoa, Chordata, Actinopteri, Salmoniformes, Salmonidae.
AUGCUUACACAGGUGAGCUGCUCCCAUGCCCAACGGGUGUUGUCAUUUCUGAAUGAGCAGAGGGGUCUCGGCUGGUUCUGUGAUGCCAAGCUGACUGUAGGAGGAGAUGGGAGGGCGUACAAUGCCCAUCGCAACAUCCUGGCCUGUUUUAGUAAGCUUUUCCAGGAAUCUGAGCCAACCACUACCAUGGUUAAGGAGGUCUCCCUCCCAGAGGAGUGCCCCACUGACGGCCUGGAACUGCUUCUAGACUUUUUCUACACAGGGGAGUUGAAGCUUGACUCUCUGAAUCUGGAGAAUGUGCAACAGGCUGCAGACAGCCUAUGUGUACCAGAUGCGCUCGCUCUCUGUCAGCAGUUUGCCACAGAAGGGACAGUCUCUCCAGAAGAACCUCAGUCUGCAGAUCUUCUGGCUGGAGAUGAUGGCCUAAUCCCACCUGUAACUUCUACGGAAACCAAGGUCCCCCUAAAAAGGGGGAGGCCCCCCCAAAAAAGAGGGAGGCCCAAAAAAUCCCAAACCCCUAGUAGUGGCUCAAGUAAGAAGGAUCCUCCGGAAGCAACCGCCACCACAACUCGCUCUGGGCGUAAGGUGAAGGUCUCCAGAAGACUGCUUGGAGAGGGUCCCAGGCCACAGCUCCUGCCCCAGGGGACCACCAUCAGGGGAGCACCACAACUAGUUAUCAGCCUAAUGGAUAGAAGUGAUGGGGCUGAGGACGAGGGACAAAGCCUCCUUCAGCCUACAGAUACAACAGAGGUAGGCUAGAAUACAUAACCUUAUCCUAAAGUGUUAAUGUAAGAAUAAGUUAGGAGGGAAUGGGCCUACAGAUUUGUAGGUUUUAUACUAGAACUAUAAAGUAGGUCAGGGGUAGGCAACUAGAUUCAGCCGCGGGCCGAUUUUUGUCAGAGCAGAUGGUCGGGGGGCCGGAAAAUAUUAAACACUGCAAAUUGACUAUGCCCAAAAAGAGAUUGUAUUUUCAAAUACAAUAAUUUCAUACCUUGAUUAUAUUAAGACACAAUCACGUCUCUUUUUUUAUUUGUGGGAAUACUUGGGAACAGUUUUCCAAAAUUAAACAUAUUUCUUGCUGAAUUCCUGGUGAUUUUACAGUAGUUUUGGCCCGUGGGCCGCCUGUUGUCGACCCCUGCAGUAGGCCUAUACCUUACUGCAAGUGCUUAGGCUAUAGCUACAAUAUGAUGGAUGAUGCAUGAAAUAUUGUGUCUCCCAGUUACAGGUGGAUGGGCCAGAAGAUGUGAUGAAUGACAAUAGAGAUGAUGAUUUGUUGUAUUUGUUUAUUUGACAGGUAACAGACAUGGUCACCGGCAUUGUACCAGAUUUUAGCUACAAAGCUAAUUCUCAUCUGCAGCCUAAUGAUGACGACGAUGAUGAUGGUGGUUUGAUGGAGGGGGUGGAUGAGGACACUGAUGAAGAGUAUGUGCCCCAUGCUCAGCCGACUACCACCUCCAGCCCCAAAGGCAGACGUAAAGGACCAGGUAAAGCUGUCAAUAAAGAGAACAGUGAAGGGGCGGCCAAGGGCUCCAAAAAGGGCUCUGUUCAGUGCCCCACCUGCAGAAAGACCUUCCUCAGCAAGUACUAUCUCAAAGUACACAACAGGUAUGCAACUCACUGCUAUCACAUUGCAUUGACUUUACAUUGAUUCUGUCUUUAUUAUACAAUCUUUGUUUUUAAAGGUUGGUCCUAUUGAGAUAAAAAAAUAUCUUGCAAGAGAGACCUGAGUAAUGAAAAGACUGGUAUUAUUGAGUGACUAGUGUUAGUGUGUUAUUUAUGUUCUUCCACUGUUCACCAGGCGUCAUACGGGUGAGAAGCCCUUUGCAUGCUCUAAGUGUGGGAAGAGGUACUACAGGAAGGAGAAUCUGUUGGACCACCAGGCCCGGAACUGCAAAUGUGGUGAAAAAGUAAAAGCGGUGAGUGAUCAGACUAAAGUAAUGUCCGCACCAAAAGGAAGAAAACUGAGUAUAAAGGGUAGGGACUACCAUGACUUGUCCAAUAAGAAAUGCAUAUUUUCGUUUUCGGUUGUAAAACAUUUUGACACUGUGUGCCCUAAAUUAUACAAUACCUUACGUUUCCCUCAUGUACUGUAUGUGUGUAUUCUUGUUGUUACUACAGGUGCACAACUGCCUUCAAUGCCCCAUGUCGUUUGACAGAGUGGUGGAUCUACGUCUGCACACGGUCUCCCAUACAGGGGAAAUGCCUAAUAAGGUCCAGCACCUACCACCUCACAUCCUUGAACAAGCACACAGUACCGUGAACAUCAGGGUUGUGGUCAAGUCUGAAUUGAGUUGCGAAUUGCUCUUUAAUUCCAAUCCAAUUCUUGAAUUUGAAUUGGCCACACACCACAAUAAGCAUACUUUUAAUUGAAUUUGAGUUAAAAUAAGUAUAAUUUAAUUCAAUCAAAUUCUAAUUGUUUAUUUAUUCUACACAUCACCAUAGUAAUGAUUAUUUUGACAUCGUGUAUGGUUACCAAUACCAUGUACUGUAGCAUAAGGUUGAAACAUUUCCAUUUGUAAAACUCCUAAAACAAUUUUAAUUAAUUACAGUGUUCUGGAAAUAUUGUAAGAUGGGUUGUCUAUAAUAAUUCAUCAAUUUGUUUUGAAAUAUCAGAAAAAAUACAUUUCCCAGAUUGCAUUAGUUCAAACACUGCAAUAUGGAAGGGAACAAUCUAACAUUUAAUGUCAAAUAAAAAUAAUCAAACUAAUAUUUGAAAUGGUAUGUGUAUUCUUUGCAUUAAUAAGUGGCAUAUCCUUUUGAUAAAAUAUUUGUCAAAUGAACGUCUCAGUUGAAUUAGUUUUAAUUGCUUUGAUUUCAAUUAUACUUCCUCCAAUUCAAAUUCAAUUUAAAAUCUGCUUCCUUUGGGGUGUGGCCAAUUAAAAUUCAUUAAAUUAAUACAUUCCGAAUUGACCCCAACCCUUUUGAACAUGUCAUUAAUUUACAUUUUAAGACUUCUCUCUCUGGUUUAUUUUGUAUCAAACUCAUAUUGACUUAUUAUCACUUGAUCUUGUAUCUAUUUCAGUGUAUGUCAUGCUCGGAACAGUUUAUGCGUAAAAAAGAUUUGAGAAAUCACGAAAUCAAAAUCCAUGGUGCACCCAAACCACAUGCAGUAAGUCUUCUCUCUCGCCUUUGUGUUAAUUGGUCUGCCUUUUCAUGUAUUCAAACCUUUAUUGCUUCUGCAUUAUUGUCAAGAUGUAUGACUGCUUGCUUGCUGAUCACCCUCUAACCUGUGAUGAAUUUUCCCCACAGUGCUCUCUGUGCAGCAAAGCCUACCUGUCUAAAACGGAGGUGCGUCUGCAUGAGGCAUCCAAGCAUCGCGGCGAGAAGCUCUUUGUGUGUGAAGAGUGUGGCCAUCGAGCAUCCAGUCGAAACGGCCUGCAGAUGCACAUCAAAGCCAUUCACAGGUGGGGCUGAGACUGGGCAUGGUAGUGGGUGAGGGGUUUGUUACCGUGGGGGCUCUAGAUUGUUUGAUGCAACCGAUAUAGCCUACUGUCGUAUAAUGUGACGUAAUGUAUCAAAUAAUGUGAUGUCCCUGUUUGUUUGUCUUACUUUCUCAGAAACGAGCGUCCAUUUGUGUGUGAGUACUGCAACCAUGCAUUCACCCAAAAGGCUAACCUCAACAUGCACCUGCGGGUUCACACUGGAGAGAAGCCCUAUCAGUGCCACCUCUGUGGGAAGACCUUCCGGACACAGGGUAAAACUGCCAUCCUCUCACUAGGCCCUGCAGAUACCAUAGCAGGACACACCAAUUUCUAACAACAAACAUAGCUGCACAGAUCAUAUAGUAUGAUUUAGUCUCAUAGAUAUCAUUUAGAUAGAGUAGACACACUCUGUCUCACAGACUAACACAUAAACUCUCAUGUUAACAUCCAGUGAGCUGUCACACUGCCUAUACCAACACUCAACAUUGUGCUUGUGCCAAUGCCUAUGUGUGUGUUUGUAUGUCAUUCCAGCCAGUCUUGACAAGCACCAUCGCACCCACACGGGAGAGCGGCCUUAUAGCUGUGAGUUCUGUAACCAGCGCUUCACAGAGAAGGGCCCAAUGCUCCGCCAUGUCGCCAGCAAGCACCAGGACGACCGCCCCCACUGCUGUAAGAUAUGUGGCAAGACCUUCAAGGGUGAGAGAGGAACUGUCAUGGUUGACAAGAGAUUGUGGCAUCACUGAUGAUAUGAUUCAUACUACCUUUUCAGUUGAAAUAAUAUUUUCUGUCAUGUUUUAAUCUAAUCAGUAGUUUGCUUCCUGAAAAGAUUCCAUCCUGACUUUAGUUGAACAAAAUGCAACAAAACAAGUUUACUGUCUGUUUUCUUAUUGUCUUGUUUGUUAAAUCCUCCAGCCAUCGAGCAGCUCCGCGUCCAUGUGCGUCGCCAUCAGGGCAUGAGGAAAUUUGAGUGCGAAAAGUGUGGCUACAAGUUCACCAGACAGGUAGGCCAUGUAUUUCCAGUAUGCUAGCUUGGUUCCUCAAAUUUCCAUGCAUGUUUAAUGCUCACCCAGCCACUGAGGGGAUAAAUUAAGCUGUAUAAAAUGUCAAUUGAAUACUGAAGUCUCUUCUCUUUUCCUCCAGGCCCACUUACGACGUCAUAUUCAGGUCCACAAUCGUACAGAGAACUACAACCCGCGGGAGAGGAAGCUACGGAACCUGAUAGUAAAGGAUGAGGGGUUGCAGGAGGAGGAUGAGACUAGCCCCUCACCAACACAACCCACUGAGAAGGGGACACCUGAGGGGUCGGCACCUGUCUCUGGACCCAGUGUCCCUGUUCCUGUCUUUGGACCUAUACCUGGACUCAGUGUGUCUGGACCUGGAACUGUACCAGGAGCCAGUGACAUCCUCAGGGUGGUUAUCCAGCCCCUGGUGGAGGAGGUGGUGUCCAGCCAAGGGCAGAUGGUGGUGGGCUUUAACCAGGCUGUGGCGGGGCAUGGGCCUGGCCAGUUGGAGGUAGGCUUAACUCAGAGCCAAGGUGUGGUAGGCCAAGGCCGGGUAGAGGUGGGCCUUACCCAGGGCCAGGUGGGCUUUCCCCAGGUUGGGGUGGGACAGGGACAUGGCCAGGUGGAGGUGCUCUCCACCCAGGGUUUGGGUGUGGUGGGGCAUGGUUUCAUUGUGACAGAUGUGAUGGACCAGACUCUCCUGGUGGCAGGAGACUACCACAUCCCUGAGACCACGGUGGAGCUGGAGGACAUACGGGAGGAUCCUCCUGCUAAGAGCAAAGCCUGAGGACAGGACAGACAACGUAUUGUGAUGUGGAAUCUACGUGGAAAAUACAUUGGAUUUGAAGAAAGUAAUCCACUGUUGUUUUGAGUGUGAAAUGUCAACCACAGGAUUAUGUCAUCAUAGUAGCCAAAUUUCAACAUAGACAAACCUUGUAUAAAAUAUGUUGAAUUUGUACCUUUAAAACAACGUCAGAUCUUCAACGUUAUGUCCACUAUCAGGAAAAAGAAACUACAGGCUGGGCAGCACCUACUGGAUAAUUGAUCUAUCUACAGCAGGGCUGACCAAACUGUGGCUUGUGUUUUUAUUUAUUUUUAAUUUUUUUAUCAAGUCAGUCGGGGUCUCAACUUACUGUUUAGAGAUAGCAUAGUAGAAUACACAAUGUGCAAUUUCGAAAUUUGGUGGUGCAUCAAUAGUUUUCCUCUUGUUAUGUCAGUCAUUGACAGUCAAUCAAUUAGCCCAUGUCAGCUAAUAUUUUAUAGAUUGCUAGGUAAGUUAGUCUAGCCAGCUAUCUAAAUCUUGUUGUAAUCAUGGCCGAGUUACUGACCGGGCACCCAAGGCACGUGCCCAGAGGCCUUGACCUCCAGAAAAUCUGCUUUAAAACUGCAACAUUUUCUCCAUGCCCCAUGGAAAAUGUGUCGAAUUGCAGGACAUUAACUUCAAAGUAGCACAUUUUUCUCUCCGCCAGCCAAGUGGGGGGCCACUAAAAUGUUUUUCCUGCGAGGUGGGUAAAAAUCUUACUUGGGGCCCCCAAAAUGCUAGGACCCUGCACAUUUUCAAGUUAUUAGCUUUAUGAACAUAGAAACAAAUACAUAUUUAAUGCUGGCAAUCAGAAUGUUUUGUUAGGUGUCAAGUUAUAUGGCUACGAUGUGAUUGAAGUGUAUUUUUAUGAUUACAAAAAAAGCUAUUGUUUUAAGACACUAAAAAGCGAUUUUUUAAAACUUGUUAUAUUUCUAAAUAAAUUAUGUCUAUUUGUUCAGCUCACUGCCCAGAUUAUAGUUCCAUUCAUAGAAAUAGAAAACAUUAUAUUUCUAUGGUUCCAUAUGUGCCACUGUCUUUAAUUCCAGUUUUUCUACAAAUUAAUAACUGAUAUGUUGGAUUCACAUCUCCAUCUCAACCAAAAAUCGAAGUCAAAAAAUAGGACUACAUCAAAUCAAACUUGAUUUAAAGUGCAUUUUUGGUUGAGAUGGAGACGUGAAUCCAACAUAUCAAUUAUUAAUUUGUAGACAAACUGGAAUUAAAGCCAGACUAAGUCAGCACAUAUGGAACUAUCCAAGCAGAAGAUACAUCUCCUUCUAAUGUUGACAUUUUGUUGUGUUGUCAACCAAACACAAUUCAAUAUUACUUUUGUAAUACAGUAGAUAGCCUAAAGUUAAGGCUAUUUUACAAACUAAUGUAACAUUCAAAUUAGUAACACGUCCAUGGCCACAUUUUGAGGUUACUGUAACUAUACAUUUGUUCUUAUGUAAUCAUAUAAAGGGUGCAUGUUUAAGAUACAGAUAACUGCCAAACUAAUGGAAACACUUCAGUAAAUGAGGGGAUACAAAGUAUAUUGAAAGCAGGUGCUUCCACACAGGUGUGGUUCCUGAGUUAAUUUAGCAAUUAACAUGCCAUCAUGCUUAGAGUCAUGUAUAAAAAUGCUGGGCAGGCCAUUAUUUUGGCUCCCAUGGCUAUGCCCCCAUAGGAUGACAAUGCCCCCAUCCACAGGGCACAAGUGGUCACUGAACGUUUUAAUGAGCAUGAAAACCAUAUGCCAUGGCCGUCUGUCACCAGAUCUCAACCCAAUUGAACACUUAUGUGAGAUUCUGGAGCGGCGCCUGAGGAAGCAUUUUCCACCACCAUGAACAAAACACCAAAUAAUGGAAUUUCUCAUGGAAGAAUGGUGUCACAUGCCUCCAAUAGAGUUCCAGACACUUGUAGAAUCUAUUCCAAGGUGCAUUGAAGCUGUUCUGGCUUGUGGUGGCCCAAUACCCUAUUAAGACACUUUAUGUUGCAGUUUAUUUUGGCAGUUACCUGUAGCAUGCAUAGGCAGUUGCAGGUCUGUGGAGAUCUUCACAAUUCCUGUAAUAAUCUGCCAGAAUCUUGAACAGCGUUGAUCACUUGCAACAUGUACUUUUAAUGUAAUCUCAACUGCAAUCCAGGUAAUUUGGUUCUGCUAUUAGAUAACACAAUCUGUUGUAAAAAUAAACAAAAUAUCUGACAUUGUAUUCCCAUUUGAACUUUGCUGUGCUUUUAAAUGGUUGAAAGCGUAGUGAUAGACAUUUGGGUGACUCAACCAAAAAUCAGACAUUGUUUUUCCAUUGGAAUUGGGUUUUGCUGUUAGAUGGUUGAAAGCAUAGUGAUAACACAUUGGAAAUUCAACUAACUUUUGGCUGUCUUUUUGAGUGGGUGAAUAUAGGUUGUAAUGUCAUUGAUCAACAACCAAAUAUUAUGCAAUUAUCUGCGUUGAAAUGACGUGGUGUGCCUGGCCCAGUGGGUAUUGUAGUAGCCAUGUUUUCUGUCUAAAUGAAAGGCACACUUGGGGAGUUGCUCUGUACAGAAGAACCUGACCAAGUGGAAGCCCCCACUCAGCCCAGUAGACUAUGAAACCCCUCAAGACAUUCCCCUACUCUGUGGACAUAUUCAUUUUGCCUGUGCAUGGGGUCUGACAAAACUACAACUUGUCUUAGGCUACUUCCAGUCGUCACUGGCCAGGCCGUCAUUGUAAAUAAGAAUUUGUUCUUAAUUGACUCGCCUUGAUAAAGGUUACAUUUAAUACUUAAGUAAUUUAAGGUUAUGUAUUUUAAGGUUAUUAAGUUUGUGUUUUUACACUGUACACGUCAGUUUGUGAGAGGUGAAUGUAAAUCAAUGGGAUUGUCUUGCAUCAUCAAGUCAAGCGGUAAACAGAGUAAAUUAACAGUCCUGCCUGCAGUUUUAUUGUGAUAACUCACUGUAAGGACAUCACUACAGUAUACCAACCCAAACAACGCAGAUCUUUUUUUUUUUUUUUAAACAACAAACUUGUAUGAAAAAUAAGAACACAAACUGAAUAGCAUUACAGUAAGUAAACAAUACUAAAAAUGACAGUCAAACACAAUGUUACAGAAAUAAGCUGAGAAUGUGUUACUACUUCCAGUUAACAGUGGUUGUUUUACCAUGAUCUAUCUUCAUGUGUACCUGUGCCUCCUGUUGCAAUGGAAAAAACUAACAUUAUCAGAAAUAACACUACAAAAACAUGUACAUUUUCAUAAAUAAAAUGAAACCAUUCUAAUAAAAAUACAGCAUCUAUAAUAAAAACAAUCUUCAAAGAAAAUAUAUGACCAGUAAUUCAUGCAGGCUAUAUUGGUAGUCACGCCAACAAGGUCUGAAACAGUCAGUCUGGAUGAGGGAGAGGAAAAUGGUGAUCAGCAUCUGAUAGAAUAAUAUCAUUAGCCCCAUUUAUACCUGGUUCUAACCUGUGUUGUUUGUCCUGAUCUUGUCCACAUUCUGAUUGUCUACACCUGUCUAAAAAUGUGGGCACAAUCAAAAGACACAUUGUGAUCUGAUUGUGAUCAGAUCAUCCUGCCUACCUCCGGAGGUAGUCAGACACGCAUUGUGUAUAGAUAUCUUACAAGUCUUGACAGAUCUGGACAGAGAAACCAUUUAAAUAAGAAUUAUUUCGCCCUCUAAAAUCAUUGACAGGUGGGACCAUUAACUGAUUACAUCAAUAUGUCUUACAAUAAAUAAAUAUUAUUUUGAAAGAAUAGCUAUGAAAGAAUUUGUAUAAAGGAAGGGACCAGGAAAUAUGGUCACAAUGCCGACACAUUGGGAAAGGGGACACCUAUUCAGUUGCACAACUGAAUGCAUUCAACCGAAAUGUGUCGUCUGCAUUUAACCCAACCCCUCAAUCAGAGAGGUGCGGGGGGCUGCCUUAAUCAACGUUUAAGGCGCCUGGGGAGAAGUUGUUGUUGUUGGUGCCUUGCUCAAGGGCAGAACAGCAGAUUUUCCACCUUGCCAACUCAGGGAUUUGAAAAAGUGACCUUUCAGUUACUGGCCCAACGCUCUUAACCAUUAGCCUACCUGCCGCCCCGGACGGAUAACAGACAGUUUAAUACCACGUGUAGACACAUUUUUGAAAUGUGGGCACAAUCAGAAUGUAGACAAGAUCAGGACAAAAGACCCAUGUUAGCACCAGGUAUAAACGGGGAUAUAGAAAUAGAAUGAGAACUCAUCUAUGGAAUCUAUCACUUUGAUGUGGUUCUAUCAGCCCAGUCCCAGUUGCAUCAUAUGCAACCAUGCUCUGAUUCCAUCCUAAGGUUCCAUUGCAGGUUCCUAGCAGUAUAGCUCUGAACAAAUCUCCAGAUACAUCUCUCAACGGUUAUCAAAUCUGGUUUAGCACUAGAAAACAUUGUGGUGGUUGUGUUGGCUUUUGGAAUGUCUGGGCUCAUGUUAUUGAUUCUGAAGGAUGAUGUUGGCUCUCACUCUAAACAACCGGAAAGUGGAAAACAGCUCCAUAGUUAGUUGAUCAUGUAAAAAAAUUAUAUAACCAUAAUCAGGACGAUACACUACUACUGCCUGCCGUAGAUUCCCAUGUAUGGGUAGCUUGUGCUUUCCCCAACAUGAGACCUUCAUACCCAGCCAGUCUAUUAGUCCAGUCAAUAAUAGGCAAACUGAGUGGCAGGCAAGUAAAUAACAUAGGGAUCACACAACUGCACACAUGCUCUGUCACAGAAGUGGCACAAUGUAAUGUAAUUACAGUCCUAUAGUGAUCUCAUCCAUGCAGGACAAUUUGAUCUUUAUAAGCAGUUAAUCACUAAAAUCACAUCCACUAUAAGCAGAGUGCACUGUAACGUAUUUCUACCUAUCUGUAGUAUCAUAAUGAGGUGUCUGUUUUCAAAGUAAACCUAAAAUGGCACUAAUGGCUGAAACAGUGAUCAGGAUGAUAUCCCCUGAACUAUUAGUCCAUGUAGUGUGUUACACUGGGUUGACGUCAUGGUUCUGGUUGAGAUUGAGGUUGUGGUUGUUCAGGGCCUGGUUGCGGUGGUGUCGGUGCAGGUGGAUGGAGUUGGCCUCGGGCAGGUCGAUGGGUUCGAAAGUGUUGGAUACGGCGGGCAUGAACUGGCGGAAGAUGCUGACACUGCCAUGCCAGAAGGUGGGCUGUGGCAGGUGGCCCGCGGGGGUCCAUGUACGGGUGGAGGGGUCAUAAGCUUCCACCACGUCAGACAGCUCAAACGUGUUGUCAUAGCCACCAGACACGAAGAGACGACCAUCCAGGGCUGCCACACUGCCUCCUACAUGGACCUGAAGAAGGAAAGAAAUCAUAAUAUCAGUUGAGAAACACCUACAGUGCAUUUGGAAUGUAUUCAGACUCCUUGACUUUUUCCAAGUGUUACAUUACAGCCUUAUUCUAAAAUUGAUUGAAUUAUUUUUUCCCCCUCAUCAAUCUACACACAAUACCCCAUAAUGACAAAGCAAAAAAACCAUUUUUUUGAAAAAUAACACACUGAAAUAUCACAUUUGCAUAAGUACUCAGACCCUUUACUCAGUACUUUGUUGAAGCACCUUUGGCAGCGAUUACGGCCUCAAGUCUUCUUGGGUAUGACGCUAUAAGCUCGGCACACCUGUAUUUGGGGAGUUUCUCCCAUUGUUCUCUGCAGAUCCUCUCAAGCACUGACAGGUUGGAUGGGAAGCGUCGCUGCACAGCUAUUUUCAGGUCUCUCCAGAGAUGUUUGAUCGGGUUCAAAUCCGGGCUCUGGCUGGGCCACUCAAGGACAUUCAGAGACUUGUCCCGAAGCCACCCCUGCAUUGUCUUGGCUGUGUGCUUAGGGUCGUUGUCCUGUUGGAAGGUGAACCGUCGCCCCAGUCUGAGGUCCUGAGCAAGUUUUCAAGGAUCUCUCUGUACUUCGCUUCGUUCAUCUUUCCCUUGAUCCUGAGACGCAGAGUAGGUGAGCGGAUGAUCUCCGCAUGUGUGGUUUCCACUGUGAAGCAUGGAGGAGGAGGUGUGAUGGUGUGGGGGUGCUUUGCUGGUGACUAGUCUCCCAGUCCCUGCCGCUGAAAAACAUUCCAACAGCAUGAUGCUGCCACCACCAUACUUCACCGUAGGGCCAAAGAGUUCAAUCUUGGUUUCAUCAGACCAGAGAAUCUUGUUUCUCAUGGUCUGAGAGUCAUUUAGGUGCCUUUUGGCAAACUCCAAACGGGCUAUCAUGUGCCUUUCACUGAGGAGUGGCUUCCGUCUGGCCACUCUACCAUAAAAGGCCUGAUUGGAGGAGUGCUGCAGAGAUGGUUGUCCUUCUGGAAGGUUCUCCCAUCUCCACAGAGGAACUCUGGAGCUCUGUCAGAGGGACCACCGGGUUCUUGGUCACCUCCCUGACCAAGGUCCUUCUCCUCCGAUUGCUCAGUUUGGCCAGGCGUGGUGGUUUCAAACUUCUUCCAUUUAAGAAGGAUGGAGGCCACUGUGUUCUUGGGGACCUUCAAUGCUGCAGAAAUGUUUUGGUACCCUUCCCCAGAUCUGUGCCUCGACACAAUCUUGUCUCGGAGCUCUACGUACAAUCUCUUCGACCUCAUGGCUUGGUUUUUGCUCUGACAUGCACUGUCAACUGUGGGACCUUAUAUGGACAGGUGUGUGCCUUUCCAAAUGAUGUCCAAUCAAUUUAAUUUACCACAGGUGGACUCCAAUCAAGUGGUAGAAACAUCUCAAGGAUGAUCAAUGGAAACAGGAUGCACCUGAGCUCAAUGACAAGUCUCAUAGCAAAGGGUCUGAAUACUUAGGUAAAUAAGGUAUUUCUGUUUUUUAUUUGUAAUACAUUUGCUAAAACUUAAAAAAAACUGGUUUUGGUUAGUCAUUAUGGGGUAUUGUGUGUAGAUUGAUUAUAUUAUUUUUUAAAAUCAAUUUUAGAAUAAGCCUGUAACGUAACAAAAUGUGGAAAAAGGGAAGGGGUCUGAAUACAUCUCUGCAUGUCUGGCAGACAUAUCAGUAUGGAUGACGGAUCACCACCUCAAGCUGAACCUUGGCAAGGCGGAGCUGCUCUUCCUCCCGGGGAAGGACUGCCCGUUCCAUGAUCUCGCCAUCACGGUUGACAACUCCGUUGUGUCCUCCUCCCAGAGUGCGAAGAGCCUUGGCGUGACCCUGGACAACACCCUGUCGUUCUCUGCUAACAUCAAGGCGGUGACCCGAUCCUGUAGGUUCAUGCUCUACAACAUUCGGAGAGUAUGACCCUGCCUUACAUAGGAAGCGGCACAGGUCCUAAUCCAGGCACUUGUCAUCUCCUGUCUGGAUUACUGCAACUCGCUGUUGGCUGGGCUCCCUGCCUGUGCCAUUAAACCCCUACAACUCAUCCAGAAUGCCGCAGCCCGUCUGGUGUUCAACCUUCCCAAGUUCUCUCACGUCACCCCGCUCCUCCGCACACUACACUGGCUUCCAGUUGAAGCUUGCAUCUGCUACAAGACCAUGGUGCUUGCCUACGGAGCUGUGAGGGGAACGGCACCUCCGUACCUUCAGGCUCUGAUCAGUCCCUACACCCAAACGAGGGCAUUGCGUUCAUCCACCUCUGGCCUGCUGGCUCCCCUACCUCUGCUGAAGCACAGUUCCCGCUCAGCCCAGUCAAAACUGUUCGCUGCUCUGGCACCCCAAUGGUGGAACAAGCUCCCUCACGACGCCAGGACAGCGGAGUCACUCACCACCUUCCGGAGACAUUUGAAACCCCACCUCUUUAAGGAACACCUGGGAUAGGAUAAAGUAAUCCUUCUAACCCCCCCCCCCCCCCCCUUACCCCACCAAAAAAAAAAAAAAAAAAUUGUAAAGUGGUUAUCCCACUGGCUAUAAGGUGAAUGCACCAAUUUGUAAGUCGCUCUGGAUAAGAGCGUCUGCUAAAUGACGUAAAUGUAAAUGUAAAUGAAUACAUUCCGAAUGGACUGUACCUUAAAACAAAACUUGUGUAGUCUGCAAUUACAGACACACAUGCAUUACAUAUUUUGAUAUAAAUACUAUUGUAAAGGCUGAGGGAAAAUGUGGCAAGCCAUAAGACUAACACUUAGAGUGUGUCACAUACCUGUGUCAUGGGACUGAUCUUGUCCCAGUCAUUCUUCUGAGGGUUAUAGACGUCGACCUCUGCCGAGUCAUCCCUAGAACGCAAGAAUCUACAGUGAGAAAUGUCAGGCCUAGCCAAAACCAUUUACCAUUCAUCCUCCUUUUGUCUGUUUGACAGCUACAGCUGAUGCUAUUGAUAGAUAGGCAGUUUUUAAACAUUAUAAUAGAAUAAUUGACCUCUAUGUCCUUCCAUAUUAUGUAGAUAGUUUAUUUUUUAUCUCAUCCAACUUUCAUUAAGUUGAUCCCAUUGAGAUUUAAUUUUUUUUAUAUACAGUCCCACAUUCCUGUCCAUAUUCUCCUCACCUGACAAAGUAUAUGAGCCCAUUGAGAGUGACAGUUUUGGGAGCGAAGGACCAUGGCGGCAGCUCACCACAGUUGACCAGGGUCCAGCGAUUGGCUUCCACAUCAUAGCACUGGAUGGCCAUGUUAUCCUCCCCCGUGGUGGUCAUGGAGCCGAUGGCGUAGAGGCGCCCCUUGCAGGUGGUGGUGGAGCAGUUGUCCAUAGCGUGCAGCAUUGGGGGCAGGGCCUCCCAGCAGUCCAGUGCAUGGUCGUAGCGCUCCGUGCUGUCUGGCGCCACCACGUACAACUGGCCCUUGAGGACACAGGAACUGUGGUACUCCCUGGCUUUCAGCAUGGGUGACACCUCGGUCCACUCGUUGACGCUGGAGUUGUAGCGCCACACGCCGUCGUAGAGACGUGAGCCGUCAGACCCUCCUAAGGACAGGAGAGAAGGGUGUCUGAGAUGGAAGAGAUCCACAAAAAUACAUUCUGUUCCUCACAUGUGGUCAGGUACAGUUGAAGUCGGAAGUUUACAUACACUUUACAUUUACAUUUUACAUUUUAGUCAUUUAGCAGACGCUCUUAUCCAGAGCGACUUACAGUUAGUGAAUACAUUUUUUUUUAUACUGGCCCCCCGUGGGAAUCGAACCCACAACCCUGGCAUUGCAAAUGCCAUGCUCUAUCAACUGAGCUACAUCCCUGCCGGCCAUUCCCUCCCCUACCCUGGACGACGCUGGGCCAAUUGUGCGCCACCCAUGAGUCUCCCGGUCACGGCCGGCUGCGACAGAGCCUGGAUUCGAACCAGGAUCUCUAGUGGCACAGUAAGCACUGCGAUGCAGUGCAGUGCCUUGGACCACUGCGCCACUCAGGAGACAUAGGUUGGAGUCAUUAAAACUUGUUUUUCAACCACUCCACAUAAUUCUUGUUAACAAACUAUAGUUUUGGCAAGUCGUUUAGGACAUCUACUUUGUGCAUGACACAAGUAAUUUUUCCAACAAUUGUUUACAGACAGAUUAUUUCACUUAUAAUUCACUGUAUCACAAUUCCAGUGGGUCAGAAGUUUACAAACACUAAGUUGACUGUGCCUUUAAACAGCUUGGAAAAUUCCAGAAAAUUAUGUCAUGGCUUUAGAAGCUUCUGAUAGGCUAAUUGACAUAAUUUGAGUCAAUUGGAGGUGUACCUGUGGAUGUAUUUCAAGGCCUACCUUCAAACUCAGUGCCUCUUUGCUUGACAUCAUGGGAAAAUCAAAAGAAAUCAGCCAAGACCUCAGAAGAAAAAUUGUAGACCUCCACAAGUCUGGUUCAUCCUUGGGAGCAAUUUCCAAAUGCCUGAAGGUACCACGUUCAUCUGUACAAACAAUAGUACGCAAGUAUAAACAAAAUGGGACCACGCAGCCGUCAUACAGCUCAGGAAGGAGACGCGUUCUUUCUCCUAGAGAUGAACGUACUUUUGUGCGAAAAGUGCAAAUCAAUCCCAGAACAACAGCAAAGGACCUUGUGAAAAUGCUGGAAGAAACAGGUACAAAAGUAUCUAUAUCCACAGUAAAACGAGUCCUAUAUCGACAUAACCUGAAAGGCCGCUCAGUAAGGAAGAAGCCACUGCUCCAAAACCGCCAUAAAAUAGCAUACGGUUUGCAACUGCACAUGGGGACAAAGAUCGUACUUUUUGGAGAAAUGUCCUCUGGUCUGAUGAAACAAAAAUUAAACUGUUUGGCCAUAAUGACCAUCGUUAUGUUUGGAGGAAAAAGGGGGGCCUUGCAAGCCGAAGAACACCAUCCCAACCGUGAAGCACGGGGGUGGCAGCAUCAUGCUGUGGGGGUGCUUUGCUGCAGGAGGGACUGGUGCACUUCACAAAAUAGAUGUCAUUGUGAGGAAGGAAAAUUAUGAGGAUAUAUUGAAGCAACAUCUCAAGACAUCAGUCAGGAAGUUAAAGCUUGGUCGCAAAUGGGUCUUCCAAAUGGACAAUGACCCCAAGCAUACUUCCAAAGUUGUGGCAAAAUGGCUUAAGGACAACAAAGUCAAGGUAUUCGAGUGGCCAUCACAAAGGCCUGACCUCAAUCCUAUAGAAAGUGUGUGGGCAGAACUGAAAAAGCGUGUGCGAGCAAGGAGGCCUACAAACCUGACUCAGUUACACCAGCUCUGUCAGGAGGAAUGGGCCAAAAUUCACCCAACUUAUUGUGGGAAGCUUGUGGAAGGCUACCCGAAACGUUUGCCCCAAGUUAAACAAUUUAAAGGCAACGCUACCAAAUUCUAAUUGAGUGUAUGUAAACUUCUGACCCACUAGGAAUGUGAUGAAAUAAAUAAAAGCUGAAAUAAAUAAUUCUCUCUACUAUUAUUCUGACAUUUCACAUUAUUAAAAUAAAAGUGGUGAUCCUAACUGACCUAAGACAGGGAAUUUUUACUAGGAUUAAAUGUCAGGAAUCAAGUUUAAAUGUAUUUGGCUAAGGUGUAUGUAUCAACUGUAGCUAAGUGGUGCUUAUUGAAAACCCCUGCAUCACCCUUUGCUGUUCUAGCAGAGAGGAAGUCACCAAGAGGUCAAGCAGACAUGAGAUCUGGGUAUCAGCUUUACGUGGAAGUGGACCUCCACAAUACUUGCCACAAUUUCUAUGAUGAAUAACUUGGCAACGGAAUAACACUACGACCCCACCAGACAUGCCACCAGGGAUAUUUCCACAGUCCCCAAAUCCAGAACAAAUUCAAGAAAGCGUACAGUAUUAUAUAGAGCCAUAAUUGCAUGGAACUCUGUUCCAUCUCAUAUUGCUCAAAUGAACAGCAAACUUGGUUUCAAAAAACCAAAAACCUCACGGCACAACGCCUCUCCCCUAUUUGACCUACAAGGGAAAAAGUAUUUGAUCCCCUGCUGAUUUUGUACGUUUGCCCACUGACAAAGAAAUGAUCAGUCUAUAAUUUUAAUGGUAGGUUUAUUUGAACAGUGACAGACAGAAUAACAACAAAAAAAUCCAGAAAAACGCAUGUCAAAAAUGUUAUAAAUUUAUUUGCAUUUUAAUGAGGGAAAUAAGUAUUUGACCCCUCUGCAAAACAUGACUUAGUACUUGGUGGCAAAACCCUUGUUGGCAAUCACAGAGGUCAGACGUUUCUUGUAGUUGGCCACCAGGUUUGCACACACUCCUCUUUGCAGAUCUUCUCCAAGUCAUUAAGGUUUCGAGGCUGACGUUUGGCAACUCGAACCUUCAGCUCCCUCCACAGAUUUUCUAUGGGAUUAAGGUCUGGAGACUGGCUAGGCCACUGCAGGACCUUAAUGUGCUUCUUCUUGAGCCACUCCUUUGUUGCCUUGGCCGUGUGUUUUGGGUCAUUGUCAUGCUGGAAUACCCAUCCACGACCCAUUUUCAAUGCCCUGGCUGAGGGAAGGAGGUUCUCACCCAAGAUUUGACGGUACAUGGCCCCGUCCAUCGUCCCUUUGAUGCGGUGAAGUUGUCCUGUCCCCUUAGCAGAAAAACACCCCCAAAGCAUAAUGUUUCCACCUCCAUGUUUGAUGGUGGGGAUGGUGUUCUUGGGGUCAUAGGCAGCAUUCCUCCUCCUUCAAACACGGCGAGUUGAGUUGAUGCCAAAGAGCUCGAUUUUGGUCUCAUCUGACCACAACACUUUCACCCAGUUCUCCUCUGAAUCAUUCAGAUGUUCAUUGGCAAACUUCAGACGGGCAUGUAUAUGUGCUUUCUUGAGCAGGAGGACCUUGCGGGCGCUGCAGGAUUUCAGUCCUUCACGGCGUAGUGUGUUACCAAUUGUUUUCUUGGUGACUAUGGUCCCAGCUGCCUUGAGAUCAUUGACAAGAUCCUCCCGUGUAGUUCUGGGCUGAUUCCUCAUGAUCAUUGCAAUUCCUCACCGUUCUCAUGAUCAUUGCAACUCCACGAGGUGAGAUCUUGCAUGGAGCCCCAGGCCGAGGGAGAUUGACAGUAAUUUUGUGUAUCUUCCAUUUGCGAAUAAUUGCACCAACUGUUGUCACCUUCUCACCAAGCUGCUUGGCGAUGGUCUUGUAGCCCAUUCCAGCCUUGUGUAGGUCUACAAUCUUGUCCCUGACAUCCUUGGAGAGCUCUUUGGUCUUGGCCAUGGUGGAGAGUUUGGAAUCUGAUUGAUUGAUUGCUUCUGUGUGCUCCUAAUCUCAGCUCGUUACCUGUAUAAAAGACACCUGGGAGACAGAAAUCUCUCUCAUUGAGAAGGGGUCAAAUACUUAUUUCCCUCAUUAAAAUGCAAAUCAAUUUAUAACAUUUUCUACAUACGUUUUUCUGGAUUUUUGUGUUGUUAUUCUGUCUCUCACUGUUCAAAUAAACCUACCAUUAAAAUUAUAGACUGAUCAUUUCUUUGUCAGUGGGCAAACAAACAAAAUCAGCAGGGGAUCAAAUACUUUUUUCCCUCACUGUAGGUUGUUUGUGUGUAUGUAUUGAUAUGUAGGCUACGUGAGCCUUUAAAAAAUGUUGAUGUAGUUCUGUCCAUCAGCUGUUCUUGUUUAUUAAUGUUCUGUAUUAUGUCAUGUUUCAUGUUUUGUGUGGACCCCAGGAAGAGUAUCUGCUGCUUUAGCAAAAGCUAAAAUGGGGAUCCUAAUAAAAUACCAAAAACAUAUACAAUUUCAAUAGUUUAAUCAAAUGCAAUAUCUUCUUUCAGUUUCCUGGCCAUGUGCUGUACUCAUAUUCUGUGUCAGUAUGUAGCUUCACCUUGUAGGUGUAAUGACAAUAUUGCCACAAGGACGUUGAAUCAGACGUACCCUACUAAAUCAACCUGUCAGCAUGAAGACACCUUUCAUAAAACUAGCCCAUUCCCCAACCAUGUGCUCUGUGCUGCAGCCAUAUGCUCCUUCUGAUCCUGCUGCCAGCAAUGGUGCGGUAUGAGAGCACUGCUAAUGAUUUAUGACCCCCUAUCACUGGCCAGAAUUACAGGCAGCGUGCGAGGGCCUGGGAUGUUUUCUCCGUGGAAACACUGUAUUUUCCUGAACCUGAAGGUCACUCGGUAAUGAUGAUGGCCCCUCAUUUAGACCUGGGUUCAAGUAGCCUACUAUUUAAAAUCACUUCCAAUGUGUUAUCUGUGCUUGAUUGAGCUUGCCUGGCUUAACAAAACAAUAGAAUAUUCCCAAAAUGGCAAACCCUGCCUAUCUAGCACUGCACUCAGGUUCAAAUACAUUCUCAAAGUAUAAUAUAAACUUCAAAUUGUAUUUGAACCAAUGAUGUAUAUAAACCAUGGCUGCGCCCCUGCCCAGUCAUGUGAAAUCCAUGUGAAUCCUAAUGAAUUUAUUUCAAUUGAAUGAUUUCCUUACAUGAACUGUAAUAUUUUUGUUCAGUAUAAUUUAAAAGUAUGAAUUAAGGUUUCUGUAAUAGUAUAAACGUGGGAAAACAAAUGUAGACAUUAAUAAAUGCAUUUCUAUAGCUUCCAAAAUAUUUUUUAUAAUGGUGGGGGAGUGCCAAGAUGGAGGCGCGGUGGCUCUAAACAGCAUCAGUCAUCUAGUGUAUAUAUAAAUAUUUGAUGUGAACCCAGGUCUGUCUCUCAGUGAUGAGCCCACGGACCACUGCUGCAGUCCCUCCCGCCUAGCUAACUCACCUCAAUACUCCUCUCUCUCACAUAUUGCAAGAGUAGCUGGCUGCUGUGGUUUAUUUAUACUCACACUGCCUGCCUGCUAUUUCAUAAGAUGCAAAAUGGAGCAUUCUGGUAACAGAGUGACUAAGACACCACACAGCAACUUAACCACUUAUGUACACUGCAGUCCAUUGUCAAGUUAAGCCUAAACACUAGAUGUAGAUUAUAGCUGGAUACAAUAAUGUGUUUAAACAUAUAGCCUAUGUUACAUCUUAAAAGAAAGAUGAUAUGCUGCUAUAUCCAGUAAAACCGAACUCCAAUACCUUUUAUACUUUUUCACAUGAAUAAACUACUUAUUACCCUUCAUAAAUCCAUUAUAAAGUAUACCUUAAUGGUAAGUGUUACAAAAACAUAAAUAGUGUGUGCAAGAGUGUACAGUAUGUCAGGGCAUUGUCAACUUACCUGUGACGUACAUAUCGUUGCCCAGGGCAGCUAUACUGUAGCCCCCUCCCAGGUGAUCAGGGAACUCAGCCAGAUAGCGCCACUGUCCAGUCUGAGGGUUGUAACAGUCCACAGUGACCAGCUCAUCGCAGUCCUGGUCACAGCCUCCCACCACAACUAGGAUCUCAGCCAGGCCGGUUGAGGGCCGUGGCCGCAUGCGUUGGCAGGGUCUGUCGUGACGGUCGUACUCACACGACUGGAAGCUCCGGGCCUCGCUCACCAUUCUCAGGCAGGAGGGGGAGAGGUAGACCAGGGGGUCGCUCUCCACGUGGGCGAGUAGAUAGAACCGGCGCACGAAGGGUAGUCUGACCUGCUGCAGCAGCUCGGGCCAGUAGUGGAGCCGCCUCUGUAGGUCCGCUUUGAUCCAGCGCACCGCAAUCUGAUAGGCCGUCUCCUCCUUGUCCACACACAGUGCGUCGUCCGACACAAACUCCAGCAAACGUUUCCAGGGCAACUGCUCAAAGUCCUUGCCUUUGGCCAGAUCCACAAUGUUCUUGAGGACGAAGCGGCGUGCGCUGACGGCUAGAUUGCGGCAAGCGUAGGCCUCGGCAAAGUCCUGGAUCUCCAGGCAGUUGGAGACAUCUAACCUCUGCUCAAGGAAGGCACAGCAGGCCUCUUUGACCGAAGGGAACUGGAACAGGUCGGCAGUCUUCAGCAGAAGAUCUACAUUAUCCUGGGUGACUGUGACUCGGCCUGUAUAACAGAAGUCCACCAGCAGGCCCAGCAGUUCAGCAGACACCUCGUGAAGAACCACACGGUCCAUGGCGCUCUCUCUUAGUGUCCCGGCGAACAUGGCCCUGAAGUAGGUGCUGGCUGCGGCCAACACGGUGCGGUGGCAGUGGAACUCCUGGCCCUCGGCGCAUAGGGUGACGUCGAAGAACUUGCGCUCGGCACGGAGCUCGUGGAUCCCCCGGAGAAGGUUGAAGGCGUGGGCCGUAUCGAAGAAGGGCAGCGUGGACAGCUGCGUCUGGAUCACUGGCUUCUCAGACAUCACUCCUUUCUCUAUCCCACCUCUGUUCAUCACUCCUCCCUCCAUCUCUCUGUUUGGAUAUCUCAAAGGGGUUGUACUGAGAAGACUGGGUUAA